Capronia epimyces CBS 606.96 is the source of this 504-nucleotide messenger RNA. RefSeq lists its product as uncharacterized. NCBI's taxonomy places the organism in Eukaryota, Fungi, Ascomycota, Eurotiomycetes, Chaetothyriales, Herpotrichiellaceae. Bases 1 to 504 code for a protein of 167 amino acids. The transcript has 2 exons. The record is from RefSeq and is a predicted model, not a curated record.
AUGAUGGACAAACCAACCCGACUCCUUCUUCGACCGGCAAUUUACGCAGUCCGCUCUCCUCCAGCAGAUUUCACUGGUGAUCCAGAGACCGGCCUUGCUUUUUACAUCUGCUCUGUUAAAGGCUGCAAGAACAUUUGGGGUCUCCAGUGGAAGCUGCCGAAUGAGUCGGAUGGAGUGGUGAAAUGGAGUGAAUACAAGGCGCUCGCAACCAAAAAACCUUGCUUGAGAUGCAUCAAAUCAAAUCAUCACUUGGAAAGCUCGGCCAGUUCUCCGGAAGCGUUGGCAGCUACCACCAACGGUGGCACCAAGAACAUCGCCCAAGACGAUGCUGAAAAUGUCACUAGCGACAACAACACAGAGCAUAUCAUGGACAAGAGCAAUGCUGAGAAUGUUACUAGUGACAACAACACAGAGCACAUCAUGGACAAGAGCAAUGCACAGCAGGGCGAUCUCUGGGAAAUUGUCGACCAUCGCGAAGCAGAAGAAUCCUGGCAGUUUGUGUAA